CCCAUGUGGAAGGCCUUUUUCUGACAGAGAAAUACAAUGCUUGCGGCGGCUGUUUGGUUCCACACUUCCAUUUUUUUUUCUCCCAAAAACAUGGGCGCCGAUGGCAGCGGCAGCGGCGGCCGGAAGGGCUCGUCGCCGGCGAAGCCAUCCGAGGGCCGGACCUCGAGCUUGCUCGCUGGACUCCCCUCCCGCGGGAACUUCACGGAGAGCGACAUCGCUUCUAGCAUGGGAGGCCUCAAGGUUUAUAUCUGCCUUCACGACACGGCUCCUCCAGAGGGACAAGUUGUGAAAACGGACACGAACAAUAUUCUAAUCAGAGCUCUCCAGUUGAACAAACACAAAAGUGAGGCCAAAGAUGUAAGCUGUAAGACACCAGGAGAAAGCAGCAGAGGAAAAAGGAAUGCUGCCAGAAAUUUAGAUGGCAAGAAUCCAUCAAAAAGACCUAACAUUGGUAGCCCUGGAGGAUCUUCUAGCCAUGAAGAAUCGUCAUCUGGUUUCUCUGAGCUGACGCUUCAGUCAUUUACUGUGGAAAAGUUACGCUCUCUUCUAAAAGAGAGGGGGCUCUCACCAAAAGGCAAAAAGGAUGAACUGAUUGCUCGCUUAAGAGAGGCUUCACGUUGAUUUGAACUGCAGCGUUGUUGAUCUAGUGCCAACCACAUUUUGUUGGGUGUCGCUGAAGAGCAGACUGAAUGAAUAUCUUGCUGUCAGUAAUGCUAAUUGUCAUGUCUGAAAUUUCUGGAAUGUAAGGGAAUUACCCCAAGUUCUAUACUUGGAGCUAUCGAGAAAGACAUGAGAAGCUUAUCAUUUGCUGUAUGAUCCAUACUUCCUGCUUGUAGAGAUUCCCUGUUGCUGCAGAUAGUACAGAAAUGGGGAGUAGCUGAUAUUUUCACAUUGCAUUUUUUGCUUUUCACUGUUUGGAAAUAUGAUUAGUGAGACGCACCAUAGUUAGAAAUUCAGCAUUUAGAUUUGACAUUUAUCUAUGCCUAUAAUCUGAAUAGUCUGUGUUUUAAACUGCAUAAUGAUGUACUCCAUCCGUCCCAAAUUAUUAAUCAUUUUAACUUUUCUAGAUUCA
This is a messenger RNA of Panicum virgatum (switchgrass), 1072 nucleotides long. RefSeq lists its product as uncharacterized. NCBI's taxonomy places the organism in Eukaryota, Viridiplantae, Streptophyta, Magnoliopsida, Poales, Poaceae. The transcript has 6 exons. Gene Ontology annotation, biological process: positive regulation of proteasomal ubiquitin-dependent protein catabolic process. The record is from RefSeq and is a predicted model, not a curated record. Gene Ontology annotation, cellular component: Cul4-RING E3 ubiquitin ligase complex. The coding region runs from base 37 to 621 and encodes 194 amino acids.